Messenger RNA from Ficedula albicollis (Collared flycatcher), 1419 nucleotides. RefSeq names its product keratin-associated protein 16-1-like. Lineage: Eukaryota; Metazoa; Chordata; Aves; Passeriformes; Muscicapidae. The record is from RefSeq and is a predicted model, not a curated record. Bases 1 to 1419 code for a protein of 472 amino acids. The transcript has 3 exons.
AUGGGCAGCAGACUGGAACAUGGGGAUCCCAAGUCACAGUUUCAUGUCCAAGCUGAAUAUGCUCCAGUACAUGAUAUUGCAGCACAGGAAGCUGACUUCCUUUCAAUAGACAAUCAGCUUCUGAUGGACUCCAGUGGCUUGGGGACUCUUGAGAGCCAAUGCUGGAAUGGUGUUUGCUGUGCAAUCCGGGUGACAGAGCCCGCCUGUGUCCGGCCAUCCUCACCCCGAGUCCGGGACACAGAGCCCGCCUGUGUCCGGCCAUCCUCACCCCGAGUCCGGGUGACAGAGCCCGCCUGUGUCCGGCCAUCCUCACCCCGAGUCCGGGACACAGAGCCCGCCUGUGUCCGGCCAUCCUCACCCCGAGUCCGGGUGACAGAGCCCGCCUGUGUCCGGCCAUCCUCACCCCGAGUCCGGGUGACAGAGCCCGCCUGUGUCCGGCCAUCCUCACCCCGAGUCCGGGUGACAGAGCCCGCCUGUGUCCGGCCAUCCUCACCCCGAGUCCGGGUGACAGAGCCCGCCUGUGUCCGGCCAUCCUCACCCCGAGUCCGGGUGACAGAGCCCGCCUGUGUCCGGCCAUCCUCACCCCGAGUCCGGGUGACAGAGCCCGCCUGUGUCCGGCCAUCCUCACCCCGAGUCCGGGACACAGAGCCCGCCUGUGUCCGGCCAUCCUCACCCCGAGUCCGGGACACAGAGCCCGCCUGUGUCCGGCCAUCCUCACCCCGAGUCCGGGACACAGAGCCCGCCUGUGUCCGGCCAUCCUCACCCCGAGUCCGGGACACAGAGCCCGCCUGUGUCCGGCCAUCCUCACCCCGAGUCCGGGACACAGAGCCCGCCUGUGUCCGGCCAUCCUCACCCCGAGUCCGGGACACAGAGCCCGCCUGUGUCCGGCCAUCCUCACCCCGAGUCCGGGACACAGAGCCCGCCUGUGUCCGGCCAUCCUCACCCCGAGUCCGGGACACAGAGCCCGCCUGUGUCCGGCCAUCCUCACCCCGAGUCCGGGACACAGAGCCCGCCUGUGUCCGGCCAUCCUCACCCCGAGUCCGGGACACAGAGCCCGCCUGUGUCCGGCCAUCCUCACCCCGAGUCCGGGACACAGAGCCCGCCUGUGUCCGGCCAUCCUCACCCCGAGUCCGGGACACAGAGCCCGCCUGUGUCCGGCCAUCCUCACCCCGAGUCCGGGACACAGAGCCCGCCUGUGUCCGGCCAUCCUCACCCCGAGUCCGGGACACAGAGCCCGCCUGUGUCCGGCCAUCCUCACCCCGAGUCCGGGACACAGAGCCCGCCUGUGUCCGGCCAUCCUCACCCACAGAGCGGGCGGCUGCUUUCAGGCACAGGCUCAAGUCUAGCAAUCGUCAGCUGGGCUUUAAGCACAUGGCAGGUAACUUCAAACCUGUCUGUAUGAAUGGGCAUCGUUUUUGA